GGGACUUACGCCACUUGCACUUGUUUGGCAAAUCCACGUAGCAAAACGAAUUCAACUUGCAUACCCAUAGACUGCUCGAACCCGCUUGGGCGGGAUUUGCCUUGACGGGCUUGUUUGCAGCUCUGGGAGCAGCUAGCAACCAUGUACGGGUUCGAGAUGAUGUCAUUCAACAUUAAGGAUGGCUUCCUUGAAGGCGUUGUGCGGAGCCACCGGACAGGCAUGCUUACGGUGGCUGACUACAACAACCUCUCGCAAUGCGAGACGCUGGAGGACAUCAAGCUGAACCUGACGGCCACCGACUAUGGCCCGUACCUGGUCAACGAGGCCUCGCCCAUCUACACCGCGACGAUUGUGGACCGCUGCACGCAAAAGCUGGUGAACGACUGGAACUACAUGCGCACCCAGGCCGAUGAGAACCUGGCAAUGUUCAUGGACUACUGCACGUACGGUCACAUGAUUGAUAACGUGGUGCUCAUCGUGACGGGCACGCUACACGAGCGCGACGUGCAGGAGCUGCUGGACAAGUGCCACCCGCUGGGCAUGUUCGACUCCAUAGCCACGCUGGCGGUGGCGCAGAACAUGCGCGAGCUGUACCGGCUGGUGCUGGUGGACACGCCGCUGGCGCCCUACUUCUCCGAGAACCUGACGCACGAGGACCUGGACGAGAUGAACAUCGAGAUCAUGCGCAACACGCUGUACAAGGCCUACCUGGACGACUUCGCGGCCUUUUGCCAGAAGCUGGGCAGCACCACGGCGGAGAUCAUGGGCGACAUGCUGGCGUUCGAGACCGACCGCCGCGCGCUGAACAUCACGCUGAACUCGAUCGGCACGGAGCUGACGCGCGACGACCGCAAGAAGCUGUACUCCAACUUCGGACUGCUGUACCCGCACGGCCACAACGAGCUGGCCAUGGCGGAGGACUUCGACCAGAUCCGCUCCGCCAUGGAGAAGGUGCCCGCCUACAGCGGCAUCUUCAGCAAGCUGGGCUACGGCGAGAGCCAGAUGCUGGACAAGCUGCUGUACGAGGAGGAGGUCAAGAAGUGCGUGGACUGCUACGAGCAACAGUUCCACUACGGCGUCUUCUACGCCUACAUGAAGCUCCGCGAGCAGGAGAUCCGCAACAUCAUGUGGGUCAGCGAGUGCGUGGCGCAGGACCAGAAGGGCCGCAUCGCCGACGGCAUCGUCUACCUGUUCUAAAUGGCAACUGGCGCGAUGCGUGCGUGCACGUGUUGUUGGCUGGGGCAGAGCUGGAGGCAUAGGUGUGUGGGAAGCGCUGGAGCCGGCGGGUGCGCUGGAGCCCGCCGACGGGAGGUCUGGAGGAGUGAGGAGUGGAGCUGGCUGCGGAGUGGGCUGCAAGCAGCAGCGCAGCUAGAAGCGGGAAGCUGCGCGCGGCCUGCUAUCAGCCGCGAAUGGAGGAGCUGGGUGAAGCGAAUCUAAAGGGCCUGGUCAUGGGGGAAGGGCUGUGUGGUGGGGCGAGCGCGAAGGAGCGUGAUAGCCGGUGUGGCUCCGGUACGUAGCCCGGGGCUGCGGGGUGCCAUCGGCAUCGCCGGUGCCGCAUGAAGGUACAUCGGGGUCGGAGGGGGGGAGGGGGUUACAAGUAUGCUGCGGCGAGAGGCAGACGGUGCGAUUGUUCCCGUAUGCAUAGAAGCAAAGAGAGGUAGCGACAUGAGUGAUGAGAGAAUGACCGCGACUGAAAUGCUGCGCGCUGCGCCCCACAUGAGGAGCGUUUCGGGGCUGACAGUUUUGACCUGCUGAACUGCGGAUGUGAGUGACCUGCUGAACUGCGGAUGUGACGGCUGCGGAUUGGGAAGAGGAGGCUGUUUGUAACACGACGAUGCU
Messenger RNA from Chlamydomonas reinhardtii, 1839 nucleotides. RefSeq lists its product as uncharacterized. The coding region runs from base 142 to 1197 and encodes 351 amino acids. The record is from RefSeq and is a predicted model, not a curated record. Gene Ontology annotation, cellular component: proton-transporting V-type ATPase, V0 domain; vacuolar proton-transporting V-type ATPase complex. The transcript has 7 exons. Gene Ontology annotation, molecular function: proton-transporting ATPase activity, rotational mechanism. Gene Ontology annotation, biological process: vacuolar transport; proton transmembrane transport; vacuolar acidification. Lineage: Eukaryota; Viridiplantae; Chlorophyta; Chlorophyceae; Chlamydomonadales; Chlamydomonadaceae.